Anarrhichthys ocellatus (wolf-eel) is the source of this 1743-nucleotide messenger RNA. Its product is annotated as transmembrane protein 263. Lineage: Eukaryota; Metazoa; Chordata; Actinopteri; Perciformes; Anarhichadidae. The record is from RefSeq and is a predicted model, not a curated record. The transcript has 3 exons. The coding region runs from base 323 to 706 and encodes 127 amino acids.
GUAUAUAUCUGUGUGUGUCUAUUGAAGGCGCCACGUCGGCAGAACCAGCAAAGAGCUGAAAAGAGAGCUGCGUAGCUCCGUGUGUGUGUGCGUGAGGAGAAGUUAUAAAAGCAGCGGGUUCAUUUUGACUUUAAUUGAGUUUUUAACGCGAUAACACCGCGAAAAACCAACGAAGAAGAAGACGGCAUUAACAGUCAGCAGCAGGUUUCCACUCACUGAGAGAAAACAGUGUUUCAAGGCACAGUUUAGGUUUAGGGAGCUGAAACAGAAGCUGUCUCAAGUUUCUCUGCCAGGUGUGUUUGAGGCAGAAGCACUGGGAACAAUGGUGAAGAAUGUGAACAGCGUUAUCGUGGAGCCUCAGCCUGGGACCAGCAUGGCCCCGGACGAAGCUGAACCCGUCGACAGCGAGCCCACAGAGGAUCCCGGUAAGGACCACGUGGUGCCGGCUCCCGGCAUAAUGUGGCGGGUGACCGGCGGCCUCUUCAAUGUCACCAAGGGGGUCGUGGGCGCCGCGGUGGGCGGGGUGGCCUGGGUGGGCGGCAAGAGCCUGGAGAUCACCAAGUCGGCCGUGACAACGGUGCCCUCCAUGGGGGUGGGGCUGGUGAAGGGCGGGGUGGCGGCCGUGGCCGGCGGCGUCUCCUCGGUGGGCUCGACGGUCGCCAGCAAAGUCUCGUUCACCUCAAAGAGGAAAGACAAGGCCGAGUGACGACGAGGAGGAUGAAGACGAUGACGAUGAUGAUGAUGAUGAUGGACCAACAACGAGAGGCUGCCAGCUGAUCUCUGUCUGCCAAUCAAACACAGUGCCUUCUGAUGCUUAUUCCCGGUCUCGUCACCGUUCAAAGAUCCAGACUUUUAAUGCAAAUACAGAUUCAGUAAUCCUACGACAACAAAGAAUCUCCAGAAUGCUGAGUCACUGAAACGCUCCAUAAGAACUUCGUCAUCUGACUUGGGGAGGAUUUAUGCGUAUGGAAGUGAUCAUCCGGCUCCAGGCGGGUCGUAUGAACCGGGAUGAAUAUUUCCAUGUGUCUACAAUCCAGACUGAGGCUCUCCUCUUUCCUCCUCUUCAGUCUUUUCCAAACCUACACAUUAAGUGACAUGUUUCAGAAUUAAACGUGCUGUUUUAACUCCAAGGUAUCAAAGUACUAUUGAAAUGUGUGUUGAGAAUAAAAUACAAAUGUUUCAGCAUUUUGAGCGGACGAUUCGGCAACAUCGUUCAGUCUACUGACCUACUUUAAACCGUUGGAGGAGCCUCGGGGCGUUUCCUUCACCCAGCAGCCUCGGAGCUGCAUGUCGGAACACUUCCCUGAAAUGUCUGGAGACAAAUACUGGGCUCAGCUCUUUCUCCACAGCUAUAUUAUUAUUGUUAAAGUGUUUUGUUUUCGGUAUGUGUGAAACGUCAAAAUGCCGUGCUGGACCUUUUUUAAAGAAUGUUUACUUUUUGUUUUCUAAAGAUUUAAAGAGACAUUGAGCAGCACUUGAUUCAUUGAUGGUUGUUUUGAGAGGGAAAGUUCCUGAUGUUGUCUGAACUGCUCAGUGAUGGCUGAGCUGUACCUUUUUAAUCAGAAGGCGAACACUGUGCUGUGGUGCAGGCAACACUCGUGAACGUUUAUAUGCAAUAUUAGCAUUUCAAUGCAACUUUUGGACUGAAUGGGAGCUGUUGCUGGUGGGACUAAACUAUGUGAAUUGUCUUGUUUGUGUUUUUGUUUCCCCCAAUAUAUCAAUAAAGUAGUUUUGAAGUUUAAA